Spirodela intermedia is the source of this 2635-nucleotide messenger RNA. The record is from the annotation of a GenBank genome assembly. NCBI's taxonomy places the organism in Eukaryota, Viridiplantae, Streptophyta, Magnoliopsida, Alismatales, Araceae.
AUGCGUCAGCGAUGCAUUAGAAUCUUGAGCAUUUGAGAGGAUCGUUAUGCGGUGUCCAUGGCCUUGAAGGCUCUCCUUAGACAAAGAUGAUAUGGGCAAUCUGUAGAUCUCCUUGCAAAGUCUAGAGAUCAAUGAAAUGGGUCAUUGAAUUGUCUCUGUGAUUGUUACCCCAUAGAGCAGAAAAAUGACAACUUUGCAGCUCUUUGAUGGCUAUCACUUGACGGAGAAGAGCUGGAUGGAGGUGAGACACAUGUUAGGGAGCUUCAUCCUCAAGUCUGUGCAGUAAGAGGAGGCUCUUCAUCGCAUCUGGUAUGCUCUCAAGAGGUGGCAACUCGUCUCCCUGCGGAUCGUCCUCUUCUCAACCUAUGGCUAGUUCGUCGAUCAAUCGGAGAUGCUUUACUCGAUGGAUUUGCAAUCUGUUUAUCGCGAAUCAUUUAGUAAUUUUAGUAACAAUGCUUCGUGAAUCGCAUUGAUGAGAUUUUUGUCGAUAAUCUAGCGAUUCUAGUUACUUAUUCCUUCAUUGGUGAUCUAUAAGAAAGUCGCGAUAAUCAAAUAAAAAAUAUGAGUUUUGACUCUAGGAGGGUUCAAACUCGUGUCGGUUGCUUGCCCUUUCUGGGGAAGGUGUGACAUGGGUUUAGUCCCACAUCACUUGUGCGGUGAAGUGUCUAGUGAAUAUAUAGUAAUAUUACAUUUUCGAUCAAGUCCCUUUCUUGCACGUGUAUGACCAUUCCUUGCCCCACAGUUGGCUGGCCAUUGGUGACAUAGAAGGAGGGUGACAUACACACGCCACUAUCGGUCCAAGCUGCUCGAGCCCCUGCUCGCGGCUACUCCUUGACUGCGCUUCUGACUCGCAUGCGGGCUCGGUUGGCCAGCAGGUUCACCCUAAUUUUGUCUUAUUUUUACUUUUAUUUCUUUUUCUUUAUUUAUCUCAAAAAUAAGACUAUAAAAAUUAUAUAAUUUCAUAUAAAAUUACAUAAUUACCUAAAAAUUCAUGUUAAUCAAUUAAAAACUACUUUUCAUACUUUAACACAAAUAUGUCUAUUUAUCAUGAGUUAAGGCUAAAAGUAAAUUAUUAAUUAAUUAUUAACUCAUGAUAAUAAAGACUUAUCAGGCACCAUAAGAUGAGAUUAAGAGGAGGAUUAGAAUGUCACCCUUGUGAAAGAAUCUAAGUCAUUCAUCUACUAAAAGAGUUGGUUAUUAAUCAUAACUAUCUAUUAAAGGGGACUAAUUCUCUAGAGGUUUAAGACAUGUCACCCUUCUCUUGGAGGACACUUUUUGGCUCUCUCUAGUAGUGACUAGCUGAAGGAAAAAAGAGAGAAAUUAAGGCUCAAUCAAUAGUAUUCUCAUGCUCAAGGUUGUUGUGGAGAAGAGACUACUUAGAACACAUCAAGAUCAUUAUAGAUCAAGCAUCACUCGGCCUAAGACUAACGCACAAUGAGGUCUGUGCAAGAUCUAGAUCUAGGGUGUCAUUGUAAUCUCCUUCAUAAAUAGAUAACUCUUAGUUUGAACUAGUUUUACCAUUUAUUCUAUCAUUCUAUUAUGUUAGAUCUAUUCUCUCCCCUUUGCUACACUUAUCAUUUCUUUUGUCUUCACUUUUUUAGAUUUAAUUAUGUUCUUUACAAUCUCAAGUAUAUAUAUAUAUAAGAAAUAAAAUAAGUAAAAUUCUUACUCUCAUUACCCACACUCUUUGAGGAUCAACCCUUACUUAUUCUAAACCGAAGAGUGAGAUUUUAUACAUAAUAUUUGCAUGAACUUAGUUGCAUGAUAACGACAUAUGAGUACAUCUAAAUUGAGCUCAUCCUAUAAGCAUACCUGUGCACCUAUGUAUAACAUGAAUGAGAGGAAAAGUGGGAGGAGAAUCCCAUUGGAUAAAUGAAGCAUAUCGUAAAUACUUUGGAGAGAAAUAGAGCAACAAAGGCACAUCCUCCCAAUCAUAUGUCAAUUAAUUACUUGUUUGGAAUUGAGCAAAAUGAAGAGAAGGAAAUAUAUUCCUUCAUUUCCUCAACUAUUAGUAGCACUUGGCCAAACCAUGAACACAUCUACAAGUUAUCAUAGGCUUCUACCAUUUAAUUUCAUCUACACAGUUAAUGCAUGACUAGGAGGCCAUUGACUAGAGGGCAAUAAACUCCCUAUCAUUAUAAAGUCUAUAGUUGGGAUAUGUCAGAUCUAUGGAAUAUAUCACUUUCUUUCUAAAGGAGUGUGCACUUUGGGACCAAUCAUUCACAUGGGCAUUCAUUACAUGUCACCUAGAUCAUGUUAUAUCAGCGAUUUCCUCACAAAUUUUUCAUUGGCCAUUGCUAGGUACAAAUCUAUCCCCUUCUCUAUUCUUACUUGGGUGCCUUCUUUCUAGUGUUCUAAUUGAUGUGAUGAAGGAUCAAUUUCAAGGGUCAUUGAGAUGCCCUAAAAUCAAUCAAUCGAUAAUAUUUACACUUUUAGAUUUACUCUUCUAGAUUGUGAAAGAAUUUAGUACUAUGAUAAGCUCAAGGAUUGAUCAUCAAAGAAUUGUGGGUAGAAUUAUCUUUUAUUUGUUGAUUAAUGUUGGUAGGAAUCACUAAGAAAUCACAAAUCAGAAGAAAUUAGAUGUGAAAGGGAGGAAAUAGGGCUUAGGUGUGAAAAUGAGUCCGUCGAAAUGUGA